Scophthalmus maximus (turbot) is the source of this 2271-nucleotide messenger RNA. It is a transcript of the gene cars2, whose product is annotated as cysteinyl-tRNA synthetase 2, mitochondrial. Gene Ontology annotation, molecular function: ATP binding; cysteine-tRNA ligase activity. Lineage: Eukaryota; Metazoa; Chordata; Actinopteri; Pleuronectiformes; Scophthalmidae. The coding region runs from base 140 to 1816 and encodes 558 amino acids. The record is from RefSeq and is a predicted model, not a curated record. Gene Ontology annotation, biological process: cysteinyl-tRNA aminoacylation. Gene Ontology annotation, cellular component: cytoplasm. The transcript is spliced from 15 exons.
AGCGCGAUAGCCUGGCCGCAGAAGCAGUCGGCAACAUUGCAAAUAACGCGUGGUUAUUAUUACGCUGUUCGCUGGAGGCUGUUGCCCUGUGUCCGUGCGAGGCUCGAGCAGCUGGGCUAGGCAAAGGCCCAGGGCGACUAUGUGGGGGCCCCCGGCGAGGUCCGUGGCAGCGGAGCUCCUCCGCCGGGUGUCAGGCGGAGCCCGGUCGGCCACAGCGGCCGCGUCCUGCCGCGGCGGGGCUUCGGGCAAGAACUGGAGGAGACCCGGCGGGUUUGACACCGGCGUGACGACUUUCAACAGCCUGACCAAACAGAAAGAGCCGCUCAUUCUGGCAAGAGAGGGAGUAGCUACCUGGUACAGCUGUGGCCCCACCGUGUACGACCACGCCCACCUGGGCCACGCAUGCUCGUACGUCAGGUUCGACGUCCUGCAGCGGGUUCUGUCCAGGCUCUUCGGGGUCACCGUCAUCCACGCCAUGGUGGUCACCGACAUCGACGACAAAAUAAUCCGAAGAGGCUGGGAGGAAAACGUGUCUCCAACCAUCAUUGCCAGAAUGUACGAGGAGGGAUUCAAGAGGGACAUGCUGUCAUUAAAGGUUAUUCCCCCUGCUGUGUAUCUAAGAGUCACCGAGAACGUGCGUCACAUCAUCGCCUUUAUCGAAGGGAUCAUCAAAAAUGGACACGCCUAUGCAACAAAGGAAGGCGACGUGUAUUUCGACAUCCAGUCCAUCGGGGAUAGAUACGGCAAGUUCGCGGGAGCUCAGGAUUCUCAGGGAGAACCCGGCAGCUCAAACAAACGAGACUCGAGGGAUUUUGCUCUGUGGAAGCGGUCCAAACCUCAGGAACCCUACUGGGAAUCUCCGUGGGGCAGAGGAAGACCCGGCUGGCACAUUGAAUGCUCUACCAUCGCCAGCGGUGUGUUUGGGAGGCAGCUGGACAUCCACUCCGGAGGCAUCGACCUGGCCUUUCCUCACCACGAGAACGAGGUCGCUCAGAGUGAAGCCUAUCACCAGUGUGGGCAGUGGGCCAACUACUUCCUCCACUCAGGACACUUGCACCUAAAAGGCAGCGCUGAGAAAAUGUCCAAAUCAUUAAAGAACUACAUCACCAUCAAGGAUUUCCUGCAGUCGUACUCUGCCAAUGAAUUCCGGAUGUUUUGUCUUUUGACGAAAUACAGAUCAGCGAUAGACUACAGCGACGGCAGCAUGUCGGAGGCUCGGGCCUCCCUGGGAACCGUCUCCACCUUCCUCCACGACGCUCAGGCCUACAUGAAGGGCCAGCUGCAGUGCUCCGCCAUACAGGAAGCUUCUCUCUGGGAAAGGUUGGCUGAGACCAAAUCGGGCGUGGUGAAAGCCUUGGCGGAUGACUUUGACACGCCGAAGGCCAUCGGUGCCGUGAUGAAUCUGGUUUAUCAUGGAAACCGCCAGCUGCAGCCCGUGUCUACACCGGAUGGAGGGGCUCGGAGCCCCGCGGUGUUUGGAGCGAUGGUCAGCUACAUGCGAGAAGUCCUGGACGUGUUUGGGAUCGACCUGCUGCACAGUGAGGCUGAUGCGGCGAGUAGCCAUGGAAAUUUCCAGGGCGUCGUGGAGCAGCUGACUCGUUUCCGAAGUGACGUCAGAGCGGUUGCACUUGCUCAUCGGAGCGAUCCGACCACUGCAUCCCUCAGAAACCCUCUCCUCAAGGCCUGCGACACCCUCAGAGACGACCUGGCACCGCUGGGUGUUUUGAUAAAGGAUAGAGGAGUUGCCUCGACGUGGGAGAUAACUGAGGGAAAACAGAGAGGACAGCGAGUCUGUGAUGAAGAGACGUCCAGCUGACAUGGACUCUUUUUAGGAUGGUGGACUUUAUUUACAUUCAUCGAUUCAUCACUGUCAAGGUGUAAUAAAUUCCAACUUAAUUCUAUGUUUAUAUAAUGGGGUUUGGUAUGAAAGCCCACUCCCCUUCCACGUGGACCCCCACCGUGACGACAGGACUGUUGAGCUGCUGUGUGUAUGAUGGAGCCAGUACUUCCCUCUUUGACAGACUGUCUCACAACCUGCCUGUCUGUCUGCUGCUUUUAAACAGUGUCAACCGCUGCAUUGCACACACACACACAAGAAAUGUGAGUCGUAUGUUGUUUGCAGCAGCGAUGCUCAACCUGGCAGUUGCAAGAUGAUUUCUGGGGUUCGCCACUUGCCAGAUGGUUGGGGAGAAAAGAUAUUAUAUAUUCUAAAACAAAUGAAUAAAUAGGAGACUGCUAAUUGUUUUUACAUUAAAUUGAUAAGUGAAAAGA